Messenger RNA from Symbiodinium natans, 1290 nucleotides. The record is from the annotation of a GenBank genome assembly. Lineage: Eukaryota; Dinophyceae; Suessiales; Symbiodiniaceae.
AUGGGGCAGCAAUGCUGCGGCGCGCGGGCUCGAGAGGAGUAUCCGGCGUAUCCCUUUCUGGCGGACGCGAGUCCAUUUGAAGCCUACGGUGACGAGUCAGGUCGUGCUCUCCUUCCGGAGCCACAGGCUCAGGCUCUUCCCCACGUGGAGGAGCCCAAGCCCACCUCUGAGGACGCUGUUGAGGAAGAUGCCCAAAGCGAUAAGUCCAAGGCCUCUCAGGACAAGAAAGCCGAAGUUAUCCUCAGUCUUGCAGUGCUUCUGGGGAAGGGAGGGCCGGGCAGGAAGAAGCGCAAGGCGCCGCUUCGAGCGACGGCUGGCGACCCAAGAAGGCCCAAGAUGAGCGAUCUCAAGAAGGUCGGUCUCCUGGGAGCAGGUGGCUUCGGCAUCGUAGAACUGUGGGAACACAAGACCGCCUGUGAAACCUACGCCGUGAAAUGCGUCAGCAAAGGGCUCAUAGUGGAGACGGGCACACAGGACAAUGUCAUCACUGAGAAGAACAUCCUCUUUAUGACGAAUUCCGACUUCAUCAUCCGCCUCUAUCAGACGUACAACUCCAAGCAGUGGAUCUAUUUCUUGAUGGAGCCUGCUUUAGGAGGAGACCUGCACUCAGUCUACCAUCGGAAGGGCUUCUACGGCAGCGAGAAACAUGCAAGAUACUAUUCGGCUGGCGUGGUGUGUGCACUCGAGCAUCUACACGAAAGGAACAUCGUCUACAGGGACCUGAAGCCGGAGAAUCUGCUCCUCAACGAGAAGGGCCACCUGAAGGUCACAGACAUGGGCUUGGCCAAAGUCGUCAUUGGUAAGACCUACACGACCUGUGGCACCGCCGAGUACUAUGCUCCGGAGGUCAUUGCGAUGACUGGACACAGCCAUGCCGUCGACUGGUGGAUGCUUGGGGUGCUCAUCUUCGAGCUCAUGACAGGGUCGUCUCCUUUCGGAGCGCCGAGCCAGAUGGAAAUCUACGAGAAAGUAUUGAACGGCAUCAACGCAGUGGAGUUUCCGCCGCAGCUCCUCCAAUGUGAGGACCUGUGCAAGGCCAUGUGUGAAAACGAGCCAUGGAACCGACUCCCGAUGCUCCCGGGCGGUGCCCAGAACUUGAAGGCCCAUGCAUGGUACAAAGGGUCCUUCGACUGGGACAAGUUUGAGGAGUUCACUUUGGAUCCCCCUUUUGCACCAGAGGUGAGGGGAAAGAAGGAGUUGGCCAACUUUGCCGUCCAUCCCGAUCAACUGCCACGAUUCAUCGAGUACGUAGACAACGGCAGUUGGGACCAGGACUUCGCGACGUGCUGA